Messenger RNA from Acipenser ruthenus (sterlet), 3228 nucleotides. Its product is annotated as putative solute carrier family 22 member 31. Gene Ontology annotation, biological process: transmembrane transport. The coding region runs from base 233 to 2053 and encodes 606 amino acids. The record is from RefSeq and is a predicted model, not a curated record. Lineage: Eukaryota; Metazoa; Chordata; Actinopteri; Acipenseriformes; Acipenseridae. Gene Ontology annotation, molecular function: transmembrane transporter activity. The transcript has 9 exons.
UUUAAUUUUUGAAGUCAACAUAUAAAGUGGGCAAUGAGAUUUUUUUUAACUUGGCUGUCGUACACAGGUGAAAGAAAUUAUUGGUGCCCUUUUAAGAUCCACUUAUGACCAAGCGCAAAGGAUUGCAUAACAACACGCCCUCUCUUCAGUCUCUCAAAUUGACUUUUUCGUACACACAGAUGUCUCUGUCGAAAACUUUCUACCGUGCGGGCUGCUGUUGCACGCUCUGUGUAUGGGAAUGGACUUUGAAAUAAAGAUCUUCCCCAGGACCGGGGGGUUCGGACCCUACAACCGGUCAGUGGCAGCCUUCAGCUGGCUGUCGAACUUUGCGGUCGUGCUUAGCCUUUUCUCGGAGGUGUUUUUUACUUUGAAACCAGGAUCCUACCACUGCCGCCUGGACCCGUCUUUACUCCCCUCUGAGACCCAUAAUCUGUCUGCCCAAGAGCUACUGAAUGUCAGCAUACCUUGGGUGAAAGGGUCGGGGUUGAAUCACUGCGAACUUUAUAAAUACCCUGCAAAUUUUUCAAAUUUUACGACGAAUUUCCCAAAAGAGACUGUAAGUUGCACACAAGGUUGGGAAUACACGACUGGAGCCGGUCUUGAAGCCAAUAUCGUCACUCAGUGGGAUCUGGUGUGUCAGAACUACUGGAAGAUUCCACUGGAACAAAUCUGCUACAUGAUUGGCUGGAUCUCUGGGUACAUCGUUCUGGGUUCCGCUUGCGACAGGCUGGGUCGCCGGGUGAUCUUCCUGGGGUCGGUGCUACUCUCUGGGCUGCUCGGAGUAGGGGUGUCUCUCUCGCUGAACCCCAUCAUGUUCCUGUUCCUGCGGCUCUCGCAGGGGGCCGCCCUGGCUGGGGUGUUCCUCGCCACAUAUGUAGCUAGACUGGAGCUGUGUGACCCGCCCCGCCGCCUCAUGAUCACUAUGAUUGGUGGGUUCUUUGCAGUAGGCGGGGAGCUGCUGUUGCCCGGGCUGGCAGUGCUGUGCCGUGAUUGGCAGAUCAUGCAGUUAGUGGUUACUGUGUCUCUGCUGCUGCUUUUAAAUUACUGGUGGUGUACCUCUGUGUUCCCCGAGUCGCCCCGCUGGCUCCUUGCCACAAAGCAGAUCCAUCGAGCCAAGAGCGCCCUGCAGAGCCUCUCCUUGCGUAACGGAGUGUGCCUGAUCGAUGAGAUCUACAACUCCGAGAACCUGCUGUCAGAGAUAGACUCGGUGUACGCUGACGACUGUGAGCCGCGCUUCCACAACGUCUGCGAGAUGGUGGGCACGCGUGUUAUCUGGAAGAACAGCCUCAUCCUGGCAUUCACAGCGUUCAUCGGCAGGGGGAUCCAGUACUGCUUCACCCGGAACCUGCUCGGCUUCCACCCUCACUUCUACUUCAGCUACUACAUGCGCGCGCUGUCCAGGGGCCUGGCCUGUGUGCUGCUGUGUGUCUCGGUGAACCGCUUCGGCCGCCGGGGGAUCCUGCUGCUCGCGUCCAUCCUGACUGGCAUGGCGUCCCUGCUGCUGCUCGCCCUCACGCAGUAUCUGAAGGACGGGUUUGUCCUUGUGCUUUCCAUCGUGGGGCUUCUGGCCUCCCAGGUCGUCGCCAUGCUCAGUGUUUUCUUCGCCAGUGAGGUGCUGCCCACGGUCAUCAGGGGUGGGGGUCUGGGUCUGAUCCUGGCAGUGAGCUGCGUGGGUAAAGCUGCCUCCUCCCUCAUGGAGCUGCAUAACAACCAGGGAUACUUCCUGCACCAUGUGGUGUUCGCUUCCUUUGCGGUGCUGUCCGUGCUCUGCGUCAUGCUGCUGCCCGAGAGCAAGCGCAAGCCCCUGCCAGACUCCCUCAAGGAGGGGGAGAACCUGCGCCGACCGCCCCUCUUCCUGUCCCACAGGAACCAUGACCACCUGCCCCUGCUCCAGCACCGGCCCAGGGCUGCAUCGGAGUACAACCCCGAUGGCUACUCGAGCCUGGUCAGCGCCACCAAGAUGCUGGCCAGAGACUUUAAACUGUCAUCACCACUGACCCCGGAGCCACUCUUAAAUGGGAGCAGCACGCUGGCCAAUGAGGAUUCCUCCUAGGAUUUCUGUGUGAAACGUGCUCAGGAGAGACCCUGGCAUCCCUCCCCACAGUUAUAUAGGGAGGCGCGGAACUUCGCCUCUGGAAUCGCCUGUUUACAAUACAAUAGUUUAUAACCCCCACUCCCGCACCAGAAAAGAUAAGUUUUCAAGACACUGGCAACCACUGCAGACUAUGAUCAAGACACUUUAAUGCAUCUACCUGGACUUUUAGUCAUUCUGAAGAUCUGCUGAUCAAGACAGUAAGGCUAUGGUUGAACUAAUGCAUACCAUCUUUAACCCUGUUCAAAAGCUGCUGCGGAAUAGUAUUUUAUUGUAUUUGUUGUUUGGUUCUGACAUACAACUAUGUCAAGGGACUAAUCUUGUAAGAAUGUCAGCACCUUAGCAAUAACCUGGACUCCUGUCUUCUGAGCCAUGGCAAUAAGCAUCUGGGUUUGGCCUGGGAGGUGAAUAUAUUUUAAAUGCAGCAUUUACAGAUCACAAUGCAAUUCGGUAGAAGUGAUGGACUACUUUUUGAUAAUAUAUAAAAAAGAUAACGUUGUUCUUAAUGACAAACUAUUUUGUCGUGAGGUGUCGCUUUUUAAGAUAUUGUAGAUCAUGUAUGAGUACCAAAAGAAGAUAACUUGCAUGCAAUCAUCAUUCAAGACUACAAGUUGCUGCUCGGUCGCUGGGUGUUUCGGUGGUGCCUGCUUUUCUCAUCAUAUACUGUUAUCAUUUUAAAAUAUAAAUGGAUAUCUCUAUAUAACUAGCAGAAUACAAAGCUCUUUAUCUGGCAAGACACUAAAGGUCUGUUCAGUACAGGCUCGUGUGAAUUGAACUGACAAAUUAUGCUGUCUUAUGUCUGAUAAGGGGAGUAUUAUCUCUGUCAGUGACUGUUGUUGGUUAGUAAAAGUUUACAUAUUCAGCUCAACUGUGCUAAGAAAUUCUGUUCGAGCAGCAGCGAUCCGUCUUGUUUUAUUGGUGGUGAUCGAUACUCGCUGGCAUCGUGUCGGUCUCCCUACAGUGGUGUUGAUGAACUGACCUCGUGAAUAUGUACAAUAUUCAAGGUACUGUUUUAAUAGAACUGAGUACAGAAAGUUUUUCAUUUCUGUUCUGUAGACGUGCAUUGCAGUAUUUAUAAAAUGUAAAUUCAUACAAUACAAAUAAACUUGAUUUUAUAUUUAUUUUUGUUCCAUUAA